Carlito syrichta (Philippine tarsier) is the source of this 693-nucleotide messenger RNA. It is a transcript of the gene MESP2, whose product is annotated as mesoderm posterior bHLH transcription factor 2. The record is from RefSeq and is a predicted model, not a curated record. Bases 1 to 693 code for a protein of 230 amino acids. The transcript is spliced from 3 exons. Gene Ontology annotation, cellular component: nucleus. Gene Ontology annotation, biological process: heart morphogenesis; mesoderm formation; somite rostral/caudal axis specification. Gene Ontology annotation, molecular function: RNA polymerase II cis-regulatory region sequence-specific DNA binding; DNA-binding transcription factor activity, RNA polymerase II-specific. Lineage: Eukaryota; Metazoa; Chordata; Mammalia; Primates; Tarsiidae.
AUGCUCCGAGCCUCAGGUACAGUUAAAGGGCGGGAGUCAGAGACGCAGCAGAUGCUGCGCAGAAACCGGGAUCUCAGAACCCAGAGCAAGACACCUCACGCAACCCCAGGGAUGUUGUCGACGGCUGUCAAGCGCAUGUAUGGUGCCGGGGCGUCCUGGGGCGCCCCGCCCGCCUGCCCUGGCCCGGGAGCCGCGCCUGAGCUCCUGGGGAGCGUGGUUCCCGACACAGAUCCCUGGGUUACCCCCCCUUACUGCCCUAAGAUGCAGUCGCCCCCGCAUUCACUUCAAGGGAGAACCCGCGACGCUUCUCUGUGGACGUCACUCCAGGCCUGCCCUGGGCCGCAGGCAUCCCCAGAGCCCCAGAACCCCGCAGUGCCCCGGACGACGCCCCCUGCGUCCCUGGAGCUGGCUGCAGUGUACCAGGGUGUCUCUGUGUCUCCGGAGUCCUGCCUGUCUCUGGGAACCCCAUCUCUACUGCCCCGUCCAUCAUGCCAGAGACUCCAGCCUCAGGCCCAGUGGGAAUGCUGGAGCCACAGUGCAGAGGUGCUGUCCAGCUCGGAGGACCAGGGACCCCGCCCUGCCUUCCAGCUCAGAGAAGCCAGCCCUCCCCAGAGCUCAGGCCUGCGGCUCAGUGGCUGUCCUGAACUUUGGCAAGAAGACUUGGAGGGGGCUCCCCUGGAUAUCUUCUACUAA